AUGGAACAAUCAAAAAUUGAAGCAGCUCUUUCUCUGAUUAGAAGAUUACCUCCUUAAAAGAUUCACUAUAAUGCAACAGCAUUGAGCAAUUUAAUAGAAGAUUAAGCAGAUGAAUUCCUUUAGAAAAUAGAUUAACCUCUUGAAAUCGGAGUCUGCUCUGUCACUAAUAGAGAAUUCAUAAAAUGUGAGUUUAACAGAGAUGGAAACAGCUAUAGAUCUCCUUACUCCAAUGUGUAUCAUCCACCUUUUGAAGAUGGUGAAGAUGGCGUUGUUCCUAUGUAAGAUACACGUGAUCUUGAAAUUAAAGCCAAUGAGUUAUUUUUGGAAUAUCAAAAAUUAUAUUAUCAAGGAGGUUUAUCAAAUAUUUAUUUCUUUGACAAAGACGAUGGUAGUAUUGCAUGUGCAUAUGUUGUUAAGAAAGAUGUUGAUAGAGUCAAUAAUAUUGAAAAAGGCACAUGGGAUUCUAUUAAUGUUGUUGAUAUUAAAAUUACUGAUCCCAGUAAAAAGAAAAUUGUUUAUAAGUGUACUAGCUCAGUAAUUUUAGAAAUGGAAAUUAAUGAUAUUAGUGCAGGAAAAGUUAAUAUUUCAGGAACCUUAACCAAAUCAAAAGAAGAAACUAAAGUGUUGGAUGGAACAACUGAUUUGCAUGCCUUCCACUUGAAAAAUAUUGGUUAAAUUAUUGAAGACAUGGAAGGAAUGUUAAGAAACGAUUUAGAUAACUUUUACAUUGGAAAAACUAAAUAAAGUAUCUUUGAAAUGAGAGAUCUUCAUGGACAUUAAGAAAUUGAAAACAUUAAAAAGGGUCUUGCUAAAGAUUUAUUAAGUAGAUAAGCAGUUUGA
Molecule: messenger RNA, 840 nt
Organism: Tetrahymena thermophila SB210
Lineage: Eukaryota; Ciliophora; Oligohymenophorea; Hymenostomatida; Tetrahymenidae
Product: F-actin-capping protein subunit beta
Exons: 6
Biological process (GO): cell morphogenesis; barbed-end actin filament capping; actin cytoskeleton organization
Cellular component (GO): F-actin capping protein complex; cytoplasm
Molecular function (GO): actin filament binding
Source: RefSeq, a predicted model, not a curated record